Molecule: messenger RNA, 1119 nt
Organism: Gadus macrocephalus (Pacific cod)
Lineage: Eukaryota; Metazoa; Chordata; Actinopteri; Gadiformes; Gadidae
Product: dnaJ homolog subfamily B member 9-like
Exons: 2
Coding region: 350-991 (213 amino acids)
Cellular component (GO): endoplasmic reticulum
Molecular function (GO): protein-folding chaperone binding; misfolded protein binding
Source: RefSeq, a predicted model, not a curated record
AAGCCCUGAGGACGAGCACUGGCAUGGACGGCGGCUUCCUGUUCAACACAAUGUACGAAUUUGAAGCCCGUUUAAAAUGUUAAGGAAGAACAGUAAUACUUUAUAUAAUAUCGUACGUUUGCCAUUUGUACGUCUGUUUGACGUGGGCGCAGACAUUGUUCAAGGCUUAAAUCCUGGAAGAGUUAGGAGGUAACGUCAGCUCAGCUCACCGAGCCGGAUGGAGGAUCACGAUUAGGUCCAUCAACCUGCUGUUUACCUAGGGAGAUCAGCUACUGAACUAGAAUGUGAGGUAGACACCUCGGUUGAUCUGGUUUCGAGUGUGUGAGUGUCCCGAUACCAAGUGAAGAACAUGUCCCAGCAAAGUGUUUACUUGUGGACGUUGUUGUGGAUCGCAUCCCGCCUGUGUGCCUCUCUGGAGACCCAGAAUACCCACCAUGAUACCCUGGAUGUUCAGAAGAGCUCUCUGAAGACCCAGAAGACCCACUAUGAUACUCUAGAGAUUCAACGGACCGCUACCGACCGACAAAUCCAGAAAGCUUUCCACAAGCUGGCGGUGAAGUUCCACCCUGACAAGAACAAAAGCUCCGGGGCGGAGAAGAUCUUCCGGGAGAUCGUUGAAGCCUACGAGGUCCUGUCCAACCAGGACUCCAGGAGGACCUACGACUACCUGGGGCACGAGGCCUUCCUGCAGGACGACAAGGACUUCCACCACCACCACGAGGAGCACUCAGACGAAGACUUCUUCCACUUUGAUUUUGACGACUUCUUCUCCAGCCUCGGCCUGGACGAUGAAGAUGAUGACGAUGACCUCUUCCUGGACGAGCCGCUCCACCACAGCUGGGGGUUUUCCAGGGGGGGCGAGGACCUGGAGGCCCUCGAAGAGGAGCGAGACAUCCUGGAUCACAUCUUCUUCGACACGCGGGAACAGCAUUAUUACUACGGUCUGGGGGACGACGAUGAUGACGAGGAGGAUGAGGAGUACGCCUUCUAGCCUGGAGCAGCUCUGAGACACAACGUCUGAACUUUGUGAACUGGACUCGUCCCUUCUCUCCUCUCUCACUCUGUAUGUCUGCUAUGAUGUGAUGUAUUUAAUAAAAGUUGAAGCAUUUAUCUACUUUA